CACCUCUUCACUCCUCUUCUUCUUCUCUCAACUUCCUGCCUGCCUGCCUGACUGACUGCUUGCUCUCCCAGCUCAGUCUUGACAACACUCGAUCGCGGCUCAGUUCUGUCCCCUCCAUCGACCCCCCAGUUUCAAACCCAGGCCAAACACGCGCGCAGCAUUCGUUGACUGACGAGAUGGUGAACAAGGUCGCCGACGAGCCGCAGCUGCUGUCCAAGAAGGCCGGAUGCAACACCCACGGCCAGGACUCGUCCUAUUUCCUGGGGUGGGAGGAGUAUGAGAAGAACCCCUUCCACCCCACCACCAACCCCACCGGCAUCAUCCAGAUGGGCCUCGCCGAGAACCAGCUCUCGUUCGACCUGGUGGAGGAGUGGCUGGAGAAGAACCCCGACGCGCUCGGGCUCCGCCGGGGACCCGCGUCCGUCUUCCGGGAGCUCGCGCUCUUCCAGGACUACCACGGCCUCCCGGCCUUCAAAAAUGCAUUGGCGAGGUUCAUGUCAGAGCAGAGAGACCACAAGGUGGCGUUCGACCCCAGCAACAUCGUGCUCACCGCCGGCGCGACCUCGGCCAACGAGGCGCUCAUGUUCUGCCUCGCCGACCAGGGCGACGCCUUCCUCAUCCCCACCCCGUACUACCCAGGGUUCGACCGUGACCUCAAGUGGCGCACCGGGGCCGAGAUCGUGCCGGUGCACUGCACGAGCGCCAACGGCUUCCGGGUGACGCGCGCCGCCCUGGACGACGCGUACCGCCGCGCCCAGAAGCGCCGCCUGCGCGUCAAGGGCGUGCUCAUCACCAACCCCUCCAACCCGCUCGGCACCGCCGUCCCGCGCGCCGACCUCGAGAUGAUCGUCGACUUCGUCGCCGCCAAGGGCGUCCACCUCGUCAGCGACGAGAUAUACUCCGGCACGGCAUUCUCCGAGCCGGGCUUCGUCAGCGUCCUCGAGGUCCUGGCAGCGCGCGCCCCGCUCGCCGCCGACUACGCGCUGGACGACCGCGUCCACGUCGUGUACAGCCUCUCCAAGGACCUCGGCCUCCCCGGCUUCCGCGUCGGCGCCAUCUACUCCUCCAACCCCGACGUCGUCUCGGCGGCGACCAAGAUGUCCAGCUUCGGGCUCGUCUCCUCCCAGACGCAGUACCUCCUCGCCGCCCUCCUCGGCGACAAGGACUUCACCCGCAGGUACCUCGCCGAGAACAAGAGGCGGAUCAAGGAGCGGCACGACCAGCUCGUGGACGGCCUCAAGGACAUCGGCAUUGCGUGCCUGGAGAGCAACGCGGGGCUCUUCUGCUGGGUGAACAUGAGCCACCUGAUGCACGCCCGGUCGUUCGAGGGCGAGAUGACGCUGUGGAAGAAGGUGGUGUUCGACAUCGGGCUCAACAUCUCGCCGGGGUCGUCGUGCCACUGCAGCGAGCCCGGGUGGUUCCGCGUCUGCUUCGCAAACAUGUCCGCCAAGACGCUCGACGUCGCCAUGCAGCGCCUCGGGGAGUUCGUCCAGAGCAGCAGCAAGGCCGCGCCCGCCGCGCUGCGCCGCGCCGCCGGCCCCGCCAGGAGCAUGAGCUGCCCGCUCGCCAUGAACAUGAAGUGGGCGCUCCGGCUCACCCCGGGCUGCGCCGACAGGAAGGCCGAGCGGUAGGCACACCGCUGACACACCACAACCGCAUAGCUACCGCUGCAUUACGACGGACGGAGCACGUGCACCGUAGAUCCAGCUUAUUACAGCCAUGGCCAUGCAUCCAUGAUCAGUACAUAGCGCUGCUACGCUAGCUAGCUAGUAGCCGAUCGAUUAAUUCCUUUAGUUUUGCUGUAUACCACCAUUUUUUCCUCGGAGCAUGCCCGAGGAGUGCUGUUGUAUCUACAUUCCGCGGUAGUAAGUAUAGGAGGUAGCCAUCCAUCGAUCGAUCGAUCCCUCGGUAUCGGAUCGUGUAUUUUUGACUGGAGUAUUCUUCGGAGUUCCCCAGUUGUUCGUUGUAUUAUUGUUGCCGGUUACCACUAUAUAUAUGGUCAAUAAAAUACAACACUACUUUAUCUUAA
Messenger RNA from Hordeum vulgare subsp. vulgare (domesticated barley), 2029 nucleotides. RefSeq names its product 1-aminocyclopropane-1-carboxylate synthase 1-like. The record is from RefSeq and is a predicted model, not a curated record. Bases 177 to 1631 code for a protein of 484 amino acids. The transcript is spliced from 4 exons. Lineage: Eukaryota; Viridiplantae; Streptophyta; Magnoliopsida; Poales; Poaceae. Gene Ontology annotation, biological process: biosynthetic process; amino acid metabolic process. Gene Ontology annotation, molecular function: pyridoxal phosphate binding; transaminase activity.